CUUGCGCAGAUCGCGCACUCAUCGGAGAUGCUAACGCGCGCAUUGCCCUUUUGUGCCUUAUAGAGAGAAGCGAUGCAAGGGGAAGAAGGCCAAGGCGAUGCGUCGCUCGAGAAGAUCGCCAAGGACAUUACGACGCCCAGCUCACCGCGUUCACGCAGGUCGGGCGACAGUAAGUAGUUGCAGCAGCAGCAGCAUCGCGUCGAGCGCGGACGACGGCGAAGGUGAAGAUGUUGCGGUCGGUAAACGAGGGACACGCAAGCUGGCAUUGGUCCUGUGUAGCAUUAUUCAUUCACGACGAGCAUGCUCUUCCCUAUCUGCCCCUCUCCGUCAAGGAUGUGCCCUGGUUCGCACCUUUGGUGCUUCAUUGAGGGUUGAUACACAUAGAUGAUUCCCGCUCGUGACUUACCAGCCAGCUCUCGAACAGGCCGGUACCAGCAGAUACAGUCAAAUGUUGCAUCUAGACCUCGCACGAGCUCAAGUCGAGUUUGAGUAGACCACACUGGGGAGUGCAUUUUCUUGGGCACUACGACAGUGCGCGACUUGAAGGCGUUGUUGCGUUGCCCCUUCAGUGUGGGACUUU
Messenger RNA from Tilletiaria anomala UBC 951, 580 nucleotides. RefSeq lists its product as uncharacterized. Lineage: Eukaryota; Fungi; Basidiomycota; Exobasidiomycetes; Georgefischeriales; Tilletiariaceae. The record is from RefSeq and is a predicted model, not a curated record. The transcript has 2 exons. Bases 98 to 388 code for a protein of 96 amino acids.